Molecule: messenger RNA, 1032 nt
Organism: Plasmodium cynomolgi strain B
Lineage: Eukaryota; Apicomplexa; Aconoidasida; Haemosporida; Plasmodiidae
Product: dimethyladenosine transferase
Exons: 2
Coding region: 1-1032 (343 amino acids)
Biological process (GO): rRNA methylation
Cellular component (GO): mitochondrial matrix
Molecular function (GO): rRNA (adenine-N6,N6-)-dimethyltransferase activity
Source: RefSeq, a predicted model, not a curated record
AUGCUCAAAACUAAAAUCCCAUCGAGGGAAUUCAAGCCAAAGAGGAGUUUGGGGCAGAAUUAUUUAAAGGAUGAAAAUAUCAUACAGAAAAUGGUCAGUGCGAUUGAGCUGGAUGCCGAUGCGUUUUAUCUGAGGGACAAUCGGGUUGGCAGUCGGCAGGGGGGGUGCGAAGAAGGAAAGGCGGAAGGAGACGCGGAAGCGGAAGCAGCCGAAGAAUCGGACCGAGCACCUCGCAGCGCGAAGGAGGCGCGUUCCCUCCAAAGCGUGAGGGACCAAGGGAAGGGAAUCAUCGAGCUGGGGUGCGGACUCGGACAAAUAAGCAAAUUCCUCUUUGCAAAAUAUAAAAAAAUGACGGCCGUAGAAAUAGACAGUCGAGCUCUAUCAGUAAUCAGCAGAACCAUGCCAGGCUUUGACUUCAUCCACGACGAUGUAUUGCAAAUCAAUUAUAAAGACCUCUCCGAAAGUAAAGCAACCAAAUUAACCGUAAUAGGAAACCUACCCUUCUACAUAACCUCCCAAAUAUUGUUCUGCCUACUCGAUUACCACCAGUACAUCGAACAAGCAAUCGUAACCAUACAGUACGAAGUUGGCCAAAGAAUUAUAUCCAAAGUAAAUGAAAAAAAUUAUUCCAUAUUAAGUAUUCUUUUUAAUUUAUAUACAACCCCCUACUUGCUUUUUAAAAUCCCGAGCUCUGCAUUUUAUCCGGUUCCCAAAGUAGAAGCAGCUGUGAUGAAAAUUAUUUUCAAGCAUUCCAACCUUAACUGUAAUUUAUUUUUUUUAAAAGAAAUUUUACGCCAUUCGUUUCAGCAGAGGAGGAAAAAGCUCAAAUCCAGUUUGAAGCGUCUCCUUGCCAAAUAUUCCACCACAAAAAAGGAGCUUCAGCUUCCACCAUCUGUUUGCCAUUUGAGACCCCAGCAGUUGACUCCUCCGCAGUUCGUCGAACUGACCAACUUUUUAUUUCCUCUUAGCUCCUACCCCUUCGACCCCAAUGUGCAGACCAAGGUGUGGCGCAAGAAGAAGCACGGGGAUUGA